AAGCCAUUGAUUUCAGGAGGGAAUGGCUGAAAAUGCGAGACCUGUCCAGAACAUUAACAUUCCCAGUAUCAGGGUGAGCGAAGCCAUGAGGAGUGAAGACUUGCUGCUCUUUGUUGUGAAGUCCCAGGAGUUGUCCGGCAACAAGGAGCAUCGAGUUGAAAGGACAUUUGAGGAUUUUGAGUGGCUGCAACACUGCCUGUUCACGCAGGAUGAAGUCCCAGGACUGCAAGGAAUCAUAUUCCCACCUCUACCAGCAAAGCCUGCUUAUUCUCAAUCGAACUUGCAGGCAAAACUCCUUAAGCAGCUUGGUUUCCUGGCGAUGGGGGAGGAUUGGAAACCCUACUGCAUUGCCCUGCAGCGGUAUCUCCAGCUGGGGGCAGCACACUCCACGCUGGGCACCAACACGGCCUGGCACAGCUUCCUCACAGUCACGGAUCCCCCUGGGAAGCAACGACUGAGGAAGGGGCUCUUCAGUCGGCUCAGCCAGGCUGUGGAGGGGAAGUGGAAGGAGAAUCAUAAGGAUGUAGAUGACUUUUUUCAGAGUGAGAGGGAUGACAACUUGACACUCACAGUGCUCACCAGAGCUGCAGCAGAGAAAUUCAUUGAAGUGGUGCUGAAUGAACAGAAAAUUGCUGUGGCAUGUGGACACUUUUCCACUUCUUUGCACCUGGUCACUGGGCAAGAAGAUCCUGUUUUAGUGGCUUUUUCAAAGGUGUGUCUCAAGCUGUCUGAAGUCAUUGAUAUUGUCAAGAAAAACUUUGAAAGUGUCGCUGAGAACAAUAUAUACACAUUAGGCCUGGCAUUUGAUCUGGAUUUACGUUAUCAAGAGGCUGAGAGGGAAAUGCUCUUCCGGAGGACCUGUAAACUGGUGGAGUUAGAGAAUGCCAAUCGAAAUGCAGAGAAAGCCAAAUCGAUUAAGAAACCAACAAUGGAGGAAAUUAAAAAGACUGCUGAAAAGGAGUUUGAUCACAUUUCUGCUGUGGCUAAACUUGAGAUUGAGAAGUUCCACAGGAUGCGUGUGGAGGCGUUUCAGCAGUCACUGGUGCAGUGGUGUGAGAGCCAGCUCAGCACUGCCAGGGAGACCUGUGCUCUCCUCAGCCAGCAGCUCACUGCCCUUCGCCUGCUGGACACAGAGUAGCCCCUCCUGACCACACCUCAACCAGGCCAAGCCCCUCCUGACCACACCUCAACCCGCCCAAGCCCCUCUUGACCAUACCUCAACUAGGCCAAGCCCCUCCUGACCAUACCUCAACUAGGCCAAGCCCCUCCUGACCACACCUCAACUAGACCAAGCCCUUCAGACCACACCUCUACCAGGCUAAGCCCCUCCUGACCACACCUCUACCAGGCCAAGCCCCUCCUGACCACACCUCUACCAGGCCAAGCCCCUCCUGACCACACCUCAACUAGGCCAAGCCCCUCCUGACCACACCUCUACCAGGCCAAGCCCCUUCUGACCACACCUCAACCCAGCCAAGCCCCUCCUGACCACACCUCAACCCGGCCAAGCCCCUCCUGACCAUACCUCAACCCGGCCAAGCCCCUCCUGACCAUACCUCAACUAGGCCAAGCCCCUCCUGACCACACCUCAACUAGACCAAGCCCCUUCUGACCACACCUCUACCAGGCCAAGCCCCUCCUGACCACACCUCUACCAGGCCAAGCCCCUCCUGACCACACCUCUACCAGGCCAAGCCCCUCCUGACCACACCUCUACCAGGCCAAGCCCCUUCUGACCACACCUCUACCAGGCCAAGCCCCUCCUGACCACACACCUUCUGAGCUGCAUCCUUAUCAGACCACACCCCUUCCAAACCACACCGCUUCCAGACCAAGCCCCUUCCAGACCACACCCAUCCCAAGACCACACCCCUCCCAGACCACACCGCUUUCAGACCACACAAACCUGUUUUGGCCUUGCAUGUUAUGGCCUUAAACUCAUAAGAAUAAUGUUAUAGAACCACACAUCCCAAACCUGUCAAGCCACCUAUAUCAUCCACUGGGAAUAAUGAAAGCUUCCAUCCCUGAGGCUUGAGACACCCUGUUGUGAUUGUGGUUUAUCUGUUAUAUAUAACCCUUUCCGUACAGCAGUGCUUUCAUCUUUAUCUGUCUGGGAUAUCUCUGUGUACAGUAUGUGUACAGGUGAGGGAGAUGAGCUGUUAUUGGACUCCCCUGUGUGCUGAGAGCAUCAUGGCGAUCCCCCUCCCCUGCCCAAUCAGCAGGGCUCGGCAGACGCAACUGUGAUAAAUUGAUUGCCGUGGCGUACAUUUUUUUUCUGUUCUCUGUGUCCUGUGUUUGGAAUUCUCAUGCAAUUAAUCAGCCUGCUUUAGACACUUUCCAAGGACACAGACCUUCUCUGUGCGGCUUAAUUGCCGCAUUCUGUUUCAGUACACGCAAACCGUUUGUAACCUUAUAUCACAGGCAUCCAGGAAGGAUAACUCGUAUUAAUGUCAUCUAGAAGAUGAAUUGCUCCCUUUACAAGAUGGUACACCACGAACCUACAGUGAAGGAGUGCUUGGAAACAGACAUCAUGAUGCUUGACAUGUAGGUAUAGUAUAGGAUAUAGAACAAAAAUACAACUAUAUUGCCAAGUCUGUUUUUAGAAAAACCUGCUCAACAUAGAUUUCAUAUUUCAAUAGCUGUUUAUCAUAGAUUUUUAUUCAACAUAGUGCUGAAAAGAAUAUUAAAGUUACAAAAUGUAACAAACAUGUUGAAGUAAAAAUAUCACAUUCUACAUUGACCCACCACACACAUGCACUCCCACACUUUAUCUCUCAAGCACUUAAAUUAAGAAAAAAGCACUCUACUUUUCGAAAAUUUGGCAACCAUAAAUAUAUGUUACCUAUGGUGUGUGCUGCUGUUAUGAAUGCAAUGUGG
This is a messenger RNA of Conger conger (European conger), 2877 nucleotides long. RefSeq names its product sorting nexin-6. The transcript has 13 exons. The record is from RefSeq and is a predicted model, not a curated record. Gene Ontology annotation, molecular function: phosphatidylinositol binding. Lineage: Eukaryota; Metazoa; Chordata; Actinopteri; Anguilliformes; Congridae. Bases 23 to 1138 code for a protein of 371 amino acids.